Fulmarus glacialis (Northern fulmar) is the source of this 1005-nucleotide messenger RNA. RefSeq names its product N-terminal Xaa-Pro-Lys N-methyltransferase 1 (gene NTMT1). The record is from RefSeq and is a predicted model, not a curated record. Lineage: Eukaryota; Metazoa; Chordata; Aves; Procellariiformes; Procellariidae. Gene Ontology annotation, cellular component: cytoplasm. The transcript has 4 exons. Gene Ontology annotation, molecular function: N-terminal protein N-methyltransferase activity. Bases 99 to 770 code for a protein of 223 amino acids.
CAGUGCAGACCGGCUCCCGGCCCCACCGAGCCAAACUGGAUUUCAACCGGUGAUCUGUAAGCAGUGAGUCCCGCGCGGGCACGUGCCCCUCAGCCAGCAUGACGAGCGAGGUGGUGGAGAACGAGUUUGAGUUUUACUCCAAGGCGGAGAAGUACUGGAAGGAUGUUCCCGCCACAGUGGACGGCAUGCUGGGGGGCUAUGGCCACAUCUCCAGCAUCGACAUCAACAGCUCCAGGAAGUUCCUGCAGAAGUUUCUGCGGGAUGGCCCCAACCGGACGGGGACAUCCCGUGCUCUGGACUGCGGGGCGGGCAUCGGCCGGAUCACCAAGUGGCUGCUGCUGCCCCUCUUCAAGACGGUGGACAUGGUGGACGUGACGGAGAACUUCCUCACCAAGGCCAAGAGCUACCUGGGAGAGGAGGGCAGGCGGGUGCGCAACUCCUUCUGCUGCGGCCUCCAGGACUUCAGCCCCGAGCCAAACUCCUACGAUGUCAUCUGGAUCCAGUGGGUCAUCGGACACCUCACUGACAACCACCUCUCUGACUUCCUGAAGCGCUGCCGUGCCGGCCUGCGGCCCAACGGCAUCGUGGUCAUCAAGGACAACAUGGCUCAGGAGGGCGUGAUCAUGGACGAUGUGGACAGCAGUGUCUGCCGGGACCUGGACGUCGUCCGUAAGAUCAUCCGCCGAGCUGGGCUGCACCUCCUGGCCGAGGAGCGCCAGGAGAACUUCCCCGAUGAGAUUUACCACGUCUACACCUUUGCCAUGAGAUGAGGGCGGCCAGCGGCGGGAGAAGGUCUCUCUGGGGCCAGCUCGGAGCAUGGGCCAGCACGGUGGUUCCUGCCGGGGCGGGCGAGGACCGUGCCUUCACCGCGGGGGUGGCAGACAGCGAGGGUGUCGUGACUCCCUCUCUCCGGGGCUGGUGACGAGGAUGGGGCUUUGUCUUCCAAGUUGCUGCUGUUUGUGAAAAGAAGUGUUUGCCAAAUACAUUUUCCUGCUGUUGCACUUC